Molecule: messenger RNA, 3579 nt
Organism: Odontomachus brunneus
Lineage: Eukaryota; Metazoa; Arthropoda; Insecta; Hymenoptera; Formicidae
Gene: alpha-Man-Ia
Product: mannosyl-oligosaccharide 1,2-alpha-mannosidase IB-like
Exons: 2
Coding region: 144-776 (210 amino acids)
Source: RefSeq, a predicted model, not a curated record
GUGCUCGCAUUCGUAAUGGCGUAUGACGGCUGACGGGCCACGGGCGAAACGCGCACGGGUGCUCGAGUUUUCGCGGAUCGGAACGUCGGUUUGGUGAACAAGUGCCGCGGCGUGUUGUACGCGUGUCGGGCGGUCGCGGUAAGAUGACCACGUCGACCGCCGUGUUGCCGUCGUACCAGCGCUUCGCGAACGGCGUGCCGGUGCCGUUGUUCUCGAGACGGUCCUUCCGUCCGCGCGAGAAGUACCUGAUUCUACUGGUGUUCCUGACGUUCGGUAUCGUGUGCUUCGGCGCGUUCUUCUUCUUGCCGGACUUCCGCACCGGCGGCGCCGCCGUCAACAGUGUUUAUCGCGUGUACCAGCGUAUGCAGAAAGCUGGACCUGACCUGCUGCUACCGGUACCACCGCACGCUCCUGGCGACGUCAAGGACUCUCGUUCGCUCACAGGCGGUCAUCCGAACGCGGUGCCGCCGGGUCACGAGGACAGUGAUCACCAGGAUGUGCACCUGGUCGAGGACAAGCAGAAGUUGCAGGCGAAAAUCGACGAGGAGUAUCAGCAGCAAAAGACGUUGGAAAAACCGGACAUUGAGGAGUCGCGAGUGCGUACGAGUAGUGCCGUGUCGUUGAUAGUGCACAAGGAUGACGAGGUGUUGGAGACAGUGCCACCAGCGCCCGCGGAUAGGCUGCCGUUGACCGUCGGCGGGGAGGACAAGGAUCCGGUCGCCAGACAACGGAGGGACAAAGUGAGAGAGGUGAGUCUCAUUGAGAAAACUCAGUAAAUAUCUCUGCGACUCGCUUCGCAAUCUCCGCUCCACAAAUAUUGAAAUGUCGCAUUUUGCACACAUUGAAUUUCCGUAUGUUUGCACCACACACUUUGGUUAGGUUAAGCUAGGUAUUCUCUCUGAUAUAUUUCAGAGAGAGAGAGAGAGAAGCGCACUGUAUUUGAUAGCAAUGGAAAAGCAAUAGUUAUAACAGUUAUUUCUUAGUUACUUAGGAAUGUAUAAUGUUUAUUUGUAUUGUGGAAUAUUUUGCCAUCGAAUAUAAGAAGUAUAAAGAUGUGGAUGAAUUUAAGGCUAAUUUCUAUUCAUAUCAUAUAUUAGGUCUUCUUUAAGUUGUCUUAUUUAAUUUAUAAUUAUAUAAUAUCUAUAUAAGAUGUAAUAUAUUAUUAAGGUUAUAUGCAUAUAAAUAUGACAAGUUUAGUCGUCAAUAUACUUGCGUUUUACCCUUAUCUAACAACCCUUAUCUAAAAUAACAACGAAUAGAAAUUAAUCUUAAAUUUAUGCUGUAUUUUUGCAUUUCUUAUAUUCAUUGAUAAAGUAUUCCAGGGGAGUUACCGAGGGAAGUAAAGUCUAAAAAAUUUCUUGAAAAAAAACAAUUCCACACAUAGGCAGCACAAGUAGAUCAUCUAUAGUUCUAGCGUUUUUAGCCCUGUAAAAGUUAAAGAGAGAAAGAAAGAGAGAGAGAGAGAGAAAAUUUUUCCGUGGAAAAUUAGAAUAAUGUAUGUCAGUCAUGAAUAUAUUCUUAAUCGCUCGUCAAUAUGUGUGUGUGUGUAUGUUAAACGAAUCUACGCAUAAUGGAUUAAAUAUUUCAUUAGAGGGAGGAAGAGGUUAAAUCGACCGAAUGCAUUGAAUUCCAACGCGGGGAUUUAAUUAAAAUUUACAUUAAAAUUAAAUCGCGAUGUAAUCGGAACUAUCGAGGCAUUAUUACGUACACGGGAAAUUUUUGGUCGGCUAUAGCGCGCAGUAACCGAGGAUUUUUAUCUUUCUCCUCUCUCCCUUUUUUAAUUUCGGAACUUAAUUAAUUUCUUUUUUAAUUUCAAAACGUAAAAUCAUUUUUCGCGUCGGGACUGUUAUUUUGUUGCUUAUUUCGAGUAGGCAAUUUCCGUUUACUGCGAGCUCAUACAAGCUGAUGUUCCACUAUCUAGGCCAUUUAAAUCGGGUCUUUUCUAUGUGGCUCGCGAUUUUCCCGUGGGAAAAAGUCCCACGGCGUCUCGCGCGCCGUCGCGGAACUGCCGACAUUUCCACGUAAACGGGAAAGUGAGAGAAGCCGCUUUUUCGCGGUGGUGCUUUCGCUCGUGCCGACAGCCACGUCGUGUUUCGCAAAAUAAUGAACCGGGAUUUUUAAAUUGACCCCGAGAAGUUCAAUCUCCUCGCACAAUGCGCCGCUCUACGCUCUGCAUGCAAAUUGCUUCUAUAAAAACCAUAGGAUCAUAACGAGUCGUCUGUUCAAAAAAAAAAAGGGGAAAAAAAUCGCCUCCCCGCGCCGUCACACGUCGCCUGACUUGCAAGCUCCAUACAUAUAUGUAUAAAACUCAAUUUCAGUGCAAGUUCUGAAAUUGCAUAGCGCACAUUGGAAGAACGACGAAUCGUUUUUGCGGGGGUAUCAGUUUCGCGUCAGCAUAUACGAAUAAAAAUGAGUGGCGAAAUAUAGGAAAGCAUUUCGCGUGUUUUCUCACUCUCUCACUCUCUCUUUCUCUCUCUUUCUCUCUCUCUCUCUCUCUCUCUCUCGCCCCAUCCCCUUCUAUACCGUGUAUGCGUCGAUGUGCAUAGAGAAUGCGACUCGUGGAUGGCGCGUUAUUGAUAUCUGAUAUCACAUCCGCUGUAUGCGACGUCAUCGCAUAUCUUGAGUUACCGUAUCUAAUCUCUCUCUCUCUCUCUCUCUCUCUCUUCUUUUUCUCUCUUUCUCUUGUUCCCACGCACGCGUUUUCCGCGCGCAAUUUACGUAUUGUUAAAACAAUAAUCUAAUCAAGAAUCGUCGUUGUAAACCGGCGGUGUAAACCGAUAAUUCGUUAUAUCCGCGGGUAGAUACGCUGCGCGCGCGAUAUGCCGACAUCACGCGGCCGAUUUUAUUUAAUUUCGUUUGUCGCUUCCAUUUCUCCCCGUUUCGUGUGUUUUUUUGCGCUGAAUAAAAAUGCAUGGAAUUCGCGCGGCCCCCGUAUCUCGUUCGAUUUGCAGUUCUGCCGCGGUAUCGAUUGCAGGCGCAAUUUUUAGACGCAUGUGUUAUUUUAAUUGGGAAAUCGUGCGUUUACACGGAAAUUUUAGUUACACAUACACACGCGCGCGCGCGCGCGCCGCUCGCGAUCGACGAACACGAUUCUUCGCGCACUUGGAGCACGCGGACGAUUUUUUUUUAUUUCCUCCCUGCAUACCUGUACCCUCCUGCUGCACUCCGCGGUAAAAAACGCGGGAAUCGGAACCGACGGUAUAAUCGACGCGCGCUAAUUUGCGCGCACGGCCAAAAAUAAUAACCGCGCGGAUCGCGGCCGGCGAUUAGAUUUUCGCAUUCGCAUUCGCAUGCGCGAAUCGCUCGCCAUUCGUCAUUUGAUGCGAGGCAGGAUAUAUGGAGUCACGCGAUAUCCUGCGCAGAGCGCAGUGAUAGCCGUGGCGUGUGGAAAUAUCAAAUCACGCAAUUUGUCGUCAUUCCGUUAUCCGGUAUCCGCCGGAGAAAGCUGCGUCAUCGCGAAUCCAGAACAAUCCGCAGCGUGGCGCGCGUUUUUCACGGCACAUUUUAAUGCCGAAAUUCGUAAGCGCGCUCAAUUCAUCGGGCGCACGUGCGAGACGGCAAGAGAGGAGAGGCAUUUGU